Oncorhynchus kisutch (coho salmon) is the source of this 3400-nucleotide messenger RNA. Its product is annotated as fatty-acid amide hydrolase 2-A. The record is from RefSeq and is a predicted model, not a curated record. Lineage: Eukaryota; Metazoa; Chordata; Actinopteri; Salmoniformes; Salmonidae. Gene Ontology annotation, cellular component: endomembrane system. The transcript is spliced from 11 exons. Bases 171 to 1817 code for a protein of 548 amino acids.
UGACAUAACACCUGCCGCUAGCAGAGGCAGAGGUUCAUUUUAUUACAGCACCCCCGUUGCAUUCUGGGAGAGUGGAUAGAGACUGAGCAGUGGAUCUAUUUUAGUAGCACGGCAAAUUCUGGCACCCGAAAUCUCAUGUCGAAAUAGCUAGUCUUCCGCUAUCGGUAGUAAUGGCGCUGACACGGUUCGAACGGUUCCUGGCCUCGGUACUGCGGGUAGCGGUCGGGAUGCUGUUUGCCGUCUUCCAGCUGCUCGCUCAGCGGCGGGGAGCCGACAGGUCGGUGAGGAGGCUCCCACCAAUCACCAACCCACUAUUGAGGGUCCCCGCGAUGCGGCUCGCCCGCAUGAUUCGACGGAGAGAGGUAACCAGUGUGGAGGUGGUACAGACCUACAUAGACCGCAUCCAAGAGAUUAACCUUCUCAUCAAUGCAAUGGUCAAGGACAGGUUUUCAUUGGCCCUGCAGGAGGCAGCCCAGGUGGAUAAGCUGAUAGAGGAGGAGACAGGAGGAGAGGAUGUUCUGGAGGACAGGCUUCCUCUACUGGGUGUCCCUUUCACUGUCAAAGAGGCCUUCUCCCUCCAGGGCAUGCCUAACUCCACAGGGCUGGUGUCACGGCGGGGGGUGAUUUCGGCAACGGACGCUCCCCCGGUGGCUCUGCUGAAGAGGGCAGGGGCCAUUCCUCUGGGGGUGACUAACUGUAGUGAGCUCUGCAUGUGGCUUGAGUCCCAUAACCGCCUGUAUGGAAUCACCAACAACCCAUACGACCUGGAGAGGAUACCAGGCGGAAGCUCCGGAGGGGAGGGCAGUAUUUUGGGGGGCGGUGGUUCCGUGAUAGGGGUUGGCUCAGAUGUUGGGGGCAGUAUUCGCAUCCCAGCAUUCUUCAAUGGCAUCUUCGGCCACAAGCCAACAUCAGGUGUAGUAUCUAACGUGGGUCAGUUCCCCCCGGCCUCGGGGCAGCAGCCUGGUUUCCUGUGUACAGGCCCAAUGUGUCGCUACGCCCAGGACCUGCUGCCCAUGCUCAGAGUUAUGGGAGGAGCCAACGCUGACAGGUUGUCUCUGUCGUCUGAGGUGGAUCUGAAGAGACUACGGUUCUUCUCUGUUCCUCACGAUGGAGGCUCUCCUCUGGUGUCUCCUGUCGACCAGCAGCUAGUCCUGGCUCAGAGGAGGGUGGUAGAGCGUCUGGAGGCAGACCUGGGGGUCAAAGUUCAGCAGCUGAAGAUUCCUCAGCUCAAAUACUCCUUCCAGAUCUGGAGUGCGAUGAUGGGAGCCCCGGGGAAGGAUGGAAAGCAGCCCACAUCGUUUGCAGAGCUGAUGUCUGACCAUGGGAAGAAGGUGUGGCCUCUAUGGGAGAUGGCUAAGUGGACUGUGGGACUCUCCAAGCACACCGUGGCUGCUAUAGGUCUGGUCCUGGUAGAGAUGUUCCAGAGGUCCCAGCCGACCCAGUUGAUCCUGCAGCAGAAGGAGUCUCUCCAGAAGGACCUGGAGGAACUGUUGGGGACAGACGGGGUGCUGCUCUACCCCUCUCACCCGCACCUCGCCCCCAAACACCACCAUCCCCUCUUCACCCCCUUCAACUUCUCCUAUACUGGUAUCUUUAACAUUCUGGGCCUUCCGGUGACCCAGUGUCCGUUGGGGCUGAGCGAGGAGGGUUUACCCUUGGGACUGCAGCUGGUGGUGGGGAAGCAGCAGGACCGUCUCUCCCUGGCCACCGCUGUGUUCCUGGAGAAGACCUUCGGCGGUUGGAGAGACCCAGGGAGCAUCGCCACGGCCACCACCCAGCUAGAUACCUGGCGCGGGGCGUCAACGACUGCAUCGUGAAUAUACAGAGAUGUUUAUUCUGGGAUGAAUGACAGUCCUAGAAGACAGAGGAAUGUAUGCACUGACACAGACAGGCAGACACACUCACACUGUCUGUUUGCACAUGCCGUCCUGUCAGUCGUCCAGCCUUGUCAUUCGUUCUUUAACAACAGACUGUCGCCAGGUUACUGAGUCACUCGUCCACUACAGUAUGUCUGUUGUGUCUUCGUCACAAAGUGCCCUAUGCUUGUCCAAAGAGCCUUUAUGUGUCCUGUCAUUGUGUGUUCCUGGCUUGUGUCCCAAAUGACUCCCUAUAUAGUACACUACAUUUGAACAGAGCCCUAUUCCCUUCAUAGUGCUCUAUAUUUGACUAGAGCCCUAUUCCCUUCAUAGUGCCCUACAUUUGACCAGAGCCCUAUUCCCUUCAUAGUGCCCUACAUUUGACCAGAGCCCUAUUCCCUUCAUAGUGCUCUAUAUUUGACUAGAGCCCUAUUCCCUUCAUAGUGCCCUACAUUUGACCAGAGCCCUAUUCCCUUCAUAGUGCCCUACAUUUGACCAGAGCCCUAUUCCCUUCAUAGUGCCCUACAUUUGACUAGAGCCCUAUUCCCUUCAUAGUGCCCCACAUUUGACCAGAGCCCUAUUCUCUUCAUAGUGCCCUACAUUUGACCAGAGCCCUAUUCCCUUCAUAGUGCCCUACAUUUGACUAGAGCCCUAUUCCCUUCAUAGUGCCCUACAUUUGACUAGAGCCCUAUUCCCUUCAUAGUGCCCUACAUUUGACUAGAGCCCUAUUCCCUUCAUAGUGCCCUACAUUUGACCAGAGCCCUAUUCCCUUCAUAGUGCCCUACAUUUGACCAGAGCCCUAUUCCCUUCAUAGUGCCCUACAUUUGACCAGAGCCCUAUUCCCUUCAUAGUGCCCUACAUUUGACUAGAGCCCUAUUCCCUUCAUAGUGCCCUACAUUUGACCAGAGCCCUAUUCCCUUCAUAGUGCCCUACAUUUGACCAGAGCCCUAUUCCCUUCAUAGUGCCCUACAUUUGACUAGAGCCCUAUUCCCUUCAUAGUGCCCUACAUCUGACCAGAGCCCUAUUCCCUUCAUAGUGCCCUACAUUUGACCAGAGCCCUAUUCCCUUCAUAGUGCACUACUUACAUAUUGCACUACUAUGGGUCCCGGUCAAAAGUAGCGCACUAUAUCGGGAAUAGGGUGCCAUUUGGGAUGCAGGUGGUGACUGUCCGACAGCUAUAUGUUGCGUCAGGGUUUUGUUGUGUAAUGUCCAAUAAGGUUUUCUCUCUACACUGUAUUUGUCCACCACUAACGAGAUGUUGGAACCUGAUUGGAGAGAGACGGUAUUAUGAGAAUGUCAUGUGUUAUGGUGUAGUCCAUGUUGAAAUGACGGGUAAUUGAUGGGUGAUGUGAUAUACCACAUCUCUUCAAUGACUGGCGCUUUAUUCAACAAGUUAACGUGAUCUACUGUAUAAAGACAUGUGCACAUUAUGAUCAUUUGAAAGGAUAUCGUUGAUAAUGUUUCAUAUUAAAUGUCAAUGUUUACUGUCCUACAAUUAUGCCAGAACAAAUAUUAUAAUAAAAUGUACAUUAUACUGAGGACAA